UCCUCGGAAUCGCGAGCAACAUAGUAUUCGGCAUGAUUCUGAUAAUGACUAUUCACCACCAUGCAAUUACAAAAAUGAUGAUCAGAAACGAAAAAGGCAUGAUUCAGAUAGUGAUCUUUCUCUUUUGAGAAGGGAAAAUUAUAGCAUGAUUGAUUACAGUGCAGAAAAAGGUUCCGAUAGAUCGGGCGAUAGAAAAAAGUUUUCACCUUUAAGAAGUAAUGUGUCUCAUGGUAAAAAUAAUGCACAUAGAAAGAAAAGGCAUGAUUCUGAUAGUGAUUUUUCACCUGAAAGAAUUAAAAGCAGAUCAUCACCUGUUCAGGAGCAAAAGUUGAAGAAAACUUCUAUGAAUAGGAGGGAAUCUGACAGUGAUUUUUCUCGUCCCAGACCAUUUAGAAGUCAAGGGAAAUCACCUUCAGAUGAAAAAAACCGACCAGUGAAAACAUUGUCAGGUCUUAAGGCUGGUCUUCAAAAUGCAGCAAUUUUAAAACAAGAAACACAAGAACUACGAGAAAGAGAGAGAAAGCAAAUUAAUAAGCUGCAUGAUGAUAUAUCUGGUCGAAAUGCUGAGACGAUCAUUAGAGAUCGAAAAACUGGGAAAAAGCGUGAUAUUGAAGCUGAAAAUCGCAUCAAAGAAGAAGAAGAAAGCAAAAAGGCUGAACAACAGGAAAAGUAUUCAAAGUGGGGCAAAGGAAUUGAGCAAGAAGAAAUUCGAAAAAACAAAUUAUCAGAAGAUUUAUAUGAGAUAAGCAAGCCUCUUGCAAGAUACCAGAAUGAUGAAGAUUUAGAAGAAAUGUUAAAAUCUGUGAUAUAUGAUGAUGACCCAAUGUCAGCAUAUAUGAAGAAAAAAAAACAAAAGACUGCUGGUCCAAGUAUGCCUGUUUAUAGUGGUCCUCCCCCACCUCCAAAUCGCUUUGGCAUUCAACCUGGAUAUAGGUGGGAUGGUGUGGACCGAUCAAAUGGCUUUGAAAAGAAGUAUUUUGAAAAGCACAAUUCUACAAAAGCUAUUCAAGAAGAAGCAUAUUUAUGGAGUGUCCAAAAUAUGUAAUGUUAAAAUGUAAAUUAUUGUAUAUUUUGUAAUAUAUUCAGAUGAUAUGUAAUUAUAUUUUAAUAGACAUGUGUGUUCAGGCAUAAAACAAUCCAAUAAUAUUCAAGUUUUUCAAGAAAUUCAUUUAUUUCUGUUUUUCUAUCAUAUGCAUUGCAACUGGCUUAUCACAGUUUCACCAUAAAUUUUAGCUUUUUGUGAGGAAAUGUGAAAUGAGUAUAAUUUGGGUUUAUAGCAGAUGCCAGAUAUUUGUGCGAUAGCCAACUUAGAUGAUCAUGCAAACACUCAGACAAGUGAAUAAUGAUCACUUUCAUCCAGCAGAAUUACAUAAAACACAUAGAUCAAAGUUUACAUAAAUGUAUAAAGAAGCAAACUUGCUUGGGCUAGAAUAAUAAUGUCACAACUUAAAGCAGUACAUUUUCUCUGUCGGUUUUGUAGAGGAAUGUUGUAUCGUAAGUGUUUAUUUACAUUAUUUUGUUUACCUACUUUCAAUCACUACGGCUUUAUCUUGUAGAAAAUCAGUAUUUUGUUUUCAGAUAUCGGGAGUUCCUAUAUCGGACAUCACACCAGCUUUCUAAUUUGUAUUGACAUCUGCUGUGUUGUCAGUUAAAGGAACUGUGAAUUCCAGGUUAAAUUUCUACGAAUUUAGUGGUCUUAAAGGAAACUUCCCUCCUGAGAAAGUUACUCUAACUAUUACAUCAAACUCAUUAUACUUGUCAUGUCCAUGAAGGGAGAGAGGAAAUAUAAUUUUGGUUUGCAGUUAUUUGCUACCACAUUACCUAUCCUUUUUUUCACCUAUCCUUUUUUCAAACUAUUUCUAUCAAUUACAUUUUCCAUCAAUAACCACAACCUAGAGUACAGCACAUUAGAAACAAAUCUUUUCUCUCAUAGAAGAUAUAGUAUGCCUGUAAAUUGCUACACAGUGAUCUGCAAUCCUCCUGACAGCAAUCUAAAUUAUGGGAAAGAGGUACAUAAUAUGUGUUCCAGCUUAGGAUCAUCAAAAAACUUUAUGCCUUAAUACUUACUAUAGUUACACAGUCUCUUUUUACUAUUCACAAAGACUUUGUAUAUCCAUUCCACAAAUAAGUUUUGUAUUCCACAUCUAUUGUAUUAACAUUCCUUUAGACAUCUGUUUUACACUGUCACAGAAAGAAAGCUCUCUAAAGAACAUUUAUGGCAGAGUAAUAAGGAAUAAAAUUCGAUAAACUGUAUCACCUUAUAGAAAUUUGAUGUAGACACCACAUUACUUUCUUGUAUGGAAUAUUAUAUUAUAUGCAUUUUUUGUUGCAUUUCAUUUAAACGUUUUUCCUCGAAUUUCAUUAGAUUUCUUGUUCAAUUAAUUCAUUUCCCAAUUUGCAGCAAGGUAAAAAUACAUAAAACCUCAAAAUAUCUUCAUUAAAAAUUGAAAAAUAUAGAAAACACCAAAUACAGUUAAAACAGUUUUUAAAAUUAGAAUUUCAACACAAAAACAAGCUAUAACCCAUUCAGGACAAGCGUCACGAAUACGGAAUGCAACGAUUCCACUCUUAUCAGCCCAGCGUCGCAUAUACACAAAAAGCCCCUGUCAAUCUCUACAGCUCAGCAUCGCAUAUAUGUAGCUUGAAAACGGAACAAUUUAUUCCAGUUUUUAAAUGCCAGUAGAUAGUGCUAAAUGGUAAGGAUUUUCACAUCGAUUAAGUUGUGGCUUUUGGCUUUCAUGUAUGAGCAUCAGUUUCUGUUCUGUGCUUGUGGUUUUGAUAGAAUUAUUGGUGUAAAGAAACUGGGAAUCAGGGUUCUUUAAGUUAAAGGGAUACCAGCCUGUUUGUUUAUUUCGUAAAGAUUUUUUUUGGGGGGGUCUACUUUUUUACUCUUUGUGUUUUUAGUUAUUAGUUAUUGCAGCUCAAUGCUUUCUUUUUCCUUUUAUUUAUUUAUUUAUUAUUUUUGUUAGGAGAAUGUGGGAAAACAUGCAUUUAGAUGACUAUAGCUAGCAUAACGUCGCCAAACUUCUGUGAUGGACAAACUCAAACCAGUUUUCCUUUUUUAUAUUAUAUUAAAACUUAAUAUAGACUUUCUUGGUUAAUUAAAAAGUAACUUUACAGCAUUAUUACAAAAGGGGAAUUUUCCAAUGUGUGAUGCAUCUUGCUUGCUCGGCGAAAAAAAGCCGCCACUGUCCUGUGUAUCAAUUCUCGUUUUGAAUUAUUCCAUACACAGCAGAAUUAUUAAAUUAGAAUUUAAUCACCUACAGAUAAUUACUGCAUACUUUUCUUUUACAUUUUGUAUUUGUAGUUUUGUUUUACAGUUUACAUUAAAACAUACCAAUAUCAACUAUUUCAAUUAUAAGCAUCUAACUUAAUAAGAACAUCAAAGAUAAUUGUGAAGAAAGAAAAAGCAGUUGUAGCCAAUAAGCAAAUUAAUUAUACAAUCUAUCCAAUUCCAUUCAGUUAACACAAAACAAAUUCAAAAGAAGCAAAACUUAAGGUAAAUAUAGCUGUUAUAUUGUUUACUACCUUAGGAAUAUGAAUAAAUACUGUGGCGUAAUCUACAUCUUAAACUUUUCUUUCUAAAACAUAAUGUGCAAUUUAAGCUUAAUUUGAUGGAAACUGAGCUCAAUGACUGUAUAUCAUAGCAAUAUUUACUUACAUGGAAACAAUUACCUAAUAUCAUCUAUGCAGAAAACAUGAAGUAUAGCUUCACCUGCCUAUCACAUAUUAUAUUUCUAUAAUUAGAUUCACAGUUGAACCAAAAUAAUAUUAAAUUCAACUUAGCCUUUCAAAAUUUCUUUUCCCCAGUAACUUGAGAACUCUACUGUCUUCCUCAUGUAACAUGGUAACAUAAUAAAUAUUUACAUCAUUAUAGCAAAGAACAACUUUACAAAGUUACAAAGUUCCACUGUUCAAGUCCUGUAAUUACUGUGUCGAGAAUACCGACUAACUUGUCAAUCGAAUUUUUUUUUGUUUUCAGUAACCUCUCUGUCACUUUCUUCACUAUCGGGAGCACGAGGGUAAACGCUUUUACGCGCAUGCGUAAGUUUGUGGCUUUGAGCUCCAGAUUAUAGAUCAUUCCGGAUAAUGGACAUCUGGAUUACAGACUUUGUACUGUAUUUAAGUUUUUCGUUUAACAGUAAUUCCAAUUAAAGUGAGAGGAAGAUAAUAUGAAAAGCUCAAAAGAAAGUCAUUAUCAUUAAGUUAGGGAAUUUAUAAAUGAGGUUUUUCAAAUUUAUUUACAUUGUAGGUCUAUAUAUCAUAUAUAUUUGACAUAAAUACAGGAUUUAUUUCUUGUUUUGCACAAAUUUGCUGCAUAUAUGAAAAAAUAACAAUGUAGCUACAUGGUGUAUUUUAAAACUAUAAAUUGUUUAAUCUGUUGCUUAUUUCUAGAAAAAAAUCAUGAAUGAUUAUGAGGAAAUGUUCUAUUGAUUACAAGUUGAAUCUUAGAAAAUAAUCAACACAAAAUGAAUAAGAUUGUAUUUAUUUGUUAUGAAUAUGCACACAAAUGAAACUGAUGAAAACAAAUUUUAAUUCUAAGAGUAUACAAGUAUUGACAAGUAAAUGACAAGCAUUGCCAGUUGUCAAGAUAUUGAUUGAUAUUGGAAGGUUAAAGGAGAGGACUCUGUAGAACUCAAUACUUGCAACUGUAACAAAUAUUUAUAAAAAAUUCUACUUCCAAGAUUACAGUUAACUGCCAGCUAUCCUUUAUUAAAAUGGUUUAUGGUCAAAAUUGUGUAUGCAGAAUUCAUAUUAGGAUCUGUGCUAUUUUUGGUUGCAAAAGGUUUUGUAUGAAUUUCAUGCUCUGUUUAAAUAAGUUUUACCCAUUUUAGGAACUUUUUAAUUGACAGUUUUUUAGAAAUGUUUUCAAGUAUAUGCAUUGUGCUUUUUGACAAAAAAAAAAAAAAAAAAAAAAAAAAA
This is a messenger RNA of Stegodyphus dumicola, 4923 nucleotides long. RefSeq lists its product as uncharacterized. Gene Ontology annotation, biological process: mRNA splicing, via spliceosome. NCBI's taxonomy places the organism in Eukaryota, Metazoa, Arthropoda, Arachnida, Araneae, Eresidae. Gene Ontology annotation, cellular component: RES complex; U2-type spliceosomal complex. Gene Ontology annotation, molecular function: RNA binding. The record is from RefSeq and is a predicted model, not a curated record.